GAGAGAGAGGCUCCCAGACUCACUCAGUGUGUGUUGGUGUGUAGAUGUGAAUGUACCGUGAAGAAUUCAGCGGCUGGAAGACUUUUUCAUCCCGAAUAAACCUCCUUCCUUUCCCUUUGAAUGAAUCCGAGAGGAAGAAGAGGACGGAGAGGAUUGAAGCGAGAAGAAAUGCAGGAAGAGAGGGAGUGCUUAUUAAAAAUUCAGCGCGGGAGAAGAGACAUUAUCGCCCCUUCGGAUGACUUGUGGCAGCACUGAGGAUAAACUACAGCACUGACGGGCUUCAAACAUUAUUGAAUGGGGUGAAAGGAAGUUGUUUUUUCUGCGAAAGACGAGUCCAGAGCUUUUCCAAGCGGCUGAAAAGCAAAGGGAAGGGAAGGGGAGGAGAGGGGGGCAAAGAAAACGCCCUGCUGCUGCCUGUUGCUGCUAUCUCAACAUUCAAACUUUAUCGACGAGUUAGAAAAAUGCAUCUUCCACUUCCAGGGAGGUGAUAAACUAAGAGUAAGGUUGUGCUUUAUUGACUCUGAGCCUCACAUUUCCUGAAGUGAAGGCCCCGCUCACUUGGCCAAGUUUUCUGGACGUGGGGAGUCUCUGCUUUGGGAAUAUUUUCUCUUCAUUGUGCACACUAUUCCUGUUGGAAGCUAUUUGGGUGGGCUGGGUGAGAGCCCACAGGCUGCCCCACUAGGCCCACGGCCAUUAGCCAGGGAACAAAGAGGUUUCACAUGUAAAACUCACACACUUUGGGGGAAACCUGUGUAUAUUUUUGCUGAACUUUGAAGGACCGAGGCUGCAGUCAUGUCUCAGGGCGCAGAGAGGAGGAUGGAAUCCCGGCUGAAGAAGCUGGAGGACAUGAUCAGAGACCCCAGAUCUGCCAUAAACCUGGAAAGUUUGCUGGACUCCAUCAACGCCUUGGUCUUAGACUUGGACUACCCCGCACUACGCAAGAACAAAAACAUCGAGACCUUCUUAAACAGAUAUGAGAAAGUCAUCACGCAGACUCGAGACCUCCAGAUGAAGUCUGAAGACUUCGACAGAGUCAAAGUGAUCGGCCGAGGGGCAUUCGGUGAAGUCCAACUGGUCCGGCAUAAAGCCUCUCAGAAGGUCUACGCCAUGAAGCUGCUGAGCAAGUUUGAGAUGAUCAAGCGCUCUGACUCUGCUUUCUUCUGGGAAGAGCGGGACAUCAUGGCCUUUGCCAACAGUCCCUGGGUUGUGCAGUUGUGCUGUGCCUUCCAAGACGAGCACUACCUCUUCAUGGUGAUGGAGUACAUGCCAGGAGGCGAUCUGGUCAACCUCACCAGCACCUACGACGUGCCGGAGAAAUGGGCCAAGUUCUACACGGCAGAGGUGGUGAUGGCUCUGGAUGCCAUUCACUCCAUGGGCUUCAUCCACCGCGACGUCAAGCCCGACAACAUGCUGCUGGACCGACUCGGACACCUCAAGCUGGCAGACUUUGGAACAUGCAUGAAGAUGGACCACACUGGCAUGGUGCACUGUGACACAGCAGUCGGGACUCCAGACUACAUCUCUCCAGAGGUGCUGAAGUCCCAGGGAGGAGACGGGUAUUAUGGAAGAGAGUGUGACUGGUGGUCUGUGGGGGUCUUCAUCUUUGAGAUGCUUGUUGGUGACACACCGUUCUACGCCGACUCUCUGGUGGGAACCUACAGUAAGAUCAUGGACCAUAAAAACUCCCUCAACUUCCCCGAUGACGUGGACAUCUCCAAAGAUGCCAAGAAUAUCAUCUGUGCCUUCCUGACUGACAGGGAUGUGCGAUUGGGCAGAAACGGCGUUGAGGAAAUCAAACGACACCCUUUCUUUAAGAACGACCAGUGGACCUUCGACACCAUCAGAGAAUCGAUUGCCCCAGUGGUCCCCGAGCUGAGCAGCGACAUCGACACCAGUAAUUUUGAUGAGAUUGAGGACGACAAAGGGGACGUAGAGACUUUCCCCACACCUAAAGCCUACGUUGGAAAUCAGUUACCAUUUGUUGGCUUCACGUACUUCAAAGAAGAUCAGUUACUUAAUGCUUCAAACAAUACCCCUGUGACUCAUGAGAACUCAAAAGGAGAGUCGGCAGCACUGCAGAAGAAACUGCGCCAGCUGGAGGUUCAGCUGAACAAUGACAAGCAGGUUAAAGAUGAACUCGAGCACAAAUACAGAGCUGCCACCAGCAGGAUAGACAAAAUCAUCAAAGAACUUGAGGAUGAGAUGAGCACCAGGAAGAGUCUGGAGUCCAAUCUGAGGCAGCUGGAGAGAGAGAAGGCUUUGCUGCAGCACAAGAGCCUGGAGAGCCACCGCAAGGCCGAGAGCGAGGCGGACAGGAAGCGCUGCCUGGAGAACGAAGUAAACGGCCUUCGAGAUCAGCUUGAAGACUUAAAGAAGAGAAACCAGAACUCACACAUUUCCAAUGAGAAGAACAUUCACCUACAGAAACAGCUGGAAGAAGCCAACACGUUACUGCGGGCCGAGUCCGAGGCGGCAACGAGGCUCCGUAAAACCCAGACGGACAGCAGCAAGCAGGUGCAGCAGCUGGAGGCAAACGCACGUGAGCUGCAGGACAAAUGCUGCCUGCUGGAGCGCAACAAGCUGAGCCUGGAGAAGGAGUGCAUCAGCCUGCAGGCGGCGCUGGAGACAGAGAGGAGGGAGCACAGUCAGGGCUCGGAGACCAUCAGCGACCUGAUGGGACGAAUUUCUAGCCUGGAGGAGGAGGCGCGUCAGCAGAGACAGACUCUGUCUAAGACCGAGAGUGAGAAGAGGCAGCUUCAGGAAAAACACACAGACAUGGAGAAGGAGAUGAGCAACAAGGAGAUUGAGCUGACCUACAAGCUGAAGGUGCAGCAGCAGGAGCUGGAGCAGGAAGAGGCCUCCCACAAGGCCACCAGGGCGCUGCUGGCAGACAAGAGCAAGAUGAAAGUGACCAUCGAGGGCGCCAAGUCUGAGUCCAUGAAGGAGAUGGAGCAGAAGCUGGCGGAGGAACGAUCAGCCAAACUGCGUCUGGAGAACCGGAUCCUGGAGCUGGAGAAGCACAGCAGCAUGAUGGACUGCGACUACAAACAGGCUCUGCAGAAACUGGACGAGCUGCGUAGACACAAGGACCGUCUGACUGAGGAGGUGAAGAAUCUGACGCUGAAGAUCGAGCAGGAGACCCAGAAGCGUAGCUUGACCCAGAAUGACCUGAAGGCCCAGAACCAGCAGCUCAGCUCUCUGCGGACCUCGGAGAAGCAGCUCAAGCAGGAAAUGAAUCACCUGCUGGACAUCAAACGCAGCCUGGAGAAACAGAAUCAGGAGCUGCGAAAAGAUAGACAAGACACAGACGGGCAGAUGAAGGAGCUACAGGACCAGUUAGAAGCCGAGCAGUAUUUCUCUACGUUAUAUAAGACCCAGGUUCGUGAGCUGAAGGAGGAGUGUGAGGAGAAGAACAAAUUCUACAAAGAAGCUCAGCAGUCUCUUCAGGAGAUGCAGGAGGAGAGGGACUCCCUGGCGGCUCAGCUGGAGAUCACGCUGACAAAGGCUGACUCGGAGCAGCUGGCACGCUCCAUCGCCGAGGAGCAGUACUCAGACCUGGAGAAGGAGAAGAUAAUGAAGGAGCUAGAGCUGAAGGAGAUGAUGGCCCGCCAUCGUCAGGAGCUAUCUGAGAAGGACAUCACCAUCAGUUCGCUGGAGGAGGCCAACAGAACCCUGACCAGUGACGUUGCUAACUUAGCCAAUGAGAAGGAAGAGCUGAACAACAAACUUAAGGAGGCACUUGAAGAAUCUGAAAAGUCGAAGGACGUGGAGCAGCAGAUCAACCAGAUGAAGCAGGUGUUUGAGAAACAACUGCAGUCUGAGAGGACACUGAAGACUCAGGCUGUCAACAAGUUGGCAGAGAUCAUGAACAGGAAGCCGGACCGCGUCACAGGCAGCCGCCGUGGUAACGACACCGACAUGCGGCGCAAGGAGAAGGAGAACAGGAAGCUGCAGCUGGAGCUGAGGUCAGAGAAGGAAAAACUCAACAGCCUCAUCAUCAAAUACCAGAGAGAGAUCAACGAGAUGCAGGCGCAACUCUCAGAGGAGAGUCAGAUGCGCAUCGAGCUGCAGAUGGCUCUGGACAGUAAGGACAGUGACAUCGAGCAGCUGAGGAACCACCUGCAGACUGUCAGUGUUCAAUCCAUGGACUCUGCCAGCAUGGGAAGUGGGCCUGAGUUUGAUACUGAUGAUGCGUUUGCAGAAACACGGCUGGAGGGCUGGCUCUCUCUCCCUGUCAGAAACAACACCAAGAAGUUUGGAUGGGAGAAGAAGUAUGUUGUAGUGAGCAGCAAGAAGAUCCUUUUCUACAACAGCGAGCAAGACAAGGAGCAGUCCAUCCCCUACAUGGUGCUCGACAUAGACAAACUCUUCCAUGUGAGGCCUGUUACUCAGACAGAUGUGUACCGUGCUGAUGCCAAAGAAAUUCCCAGGAUAUUCCAGAUUCUUUAUGCAAACGAAGGCGAGUGCAAAAAGGAGCCUGAGUUUCCCGAGGCCAUCGGGGAGAAGUCCAGCUACAUCUGCCACAAAGGUCACGAGUUCAUCCCCACCCUCUACCACUUCCCCACCAACUGUGAGGCGUGCACCAAACCGCUGUGGAACAUGUUCAAGCCCCCGCCUGCUCUGGAGUGCCGGCGCUGCCACAUCAAGUGCCACAAGGACCACAUGGAUAAGAAGGAGGAGAUCAUUGCUCCAUGCAAAGUGAACUACGACGUGUCCACGGCCAAGAACCUGCUGCUGCUGGCUCUGUCCAUGGAGGAGCAGCAGAAGUGGGUAAGCCGACUGGUCAAGAAGAUCCCCAAGAAGCCUCCUCCGCCUGAGCACUUUGCACGCUCCUCACCACGCGCUUCCAUGAAGGUCCAGCCCAGCCAGUCCAUGAGGAGGCCCAGUCGACAGCUCCCCACCAGCAAGAGCAGUUAACCUCGUUUGGGAGUGCGGUGCAUUGUGAAGGUGUUGGGGUCUCCUCCCAUUUCAAAGACAGUAUACAAAGCUCUGUUUGCAGAUCAGCACACUGAACUCCACAUUGCUUCUCCACACAAUCCCCGCCCCGUCGUGCUGCAGCCUGUGAGAGUGACGAAGCCUUUUUGUCCCCCUUUAGUUAAACUCCCUCCCCAGCGAUCAAACUCACCUACAAUCUCUUCACCCAGCUGGAUGGCUUGUAAGCGUAUUAGUCCAUGUCGUAUCUCGGGACCUUGAGCAGUUCCGUGUCUCUGGGGAGUUGGAGUGGCUCAUUCGGCUCUCACGGAACAGAAGAGGAGAGCUCUUAGGAGGGGGAAACACUUACCUCAACACUUCUCAGCAGGACUCGCUGCCUGAAGGACCCAACAUGAACACUCUCCCUCACCACCUUCGGGGAAUCUUGUGGCCAAAUAAAAAAAAGACGUUCUUAUCUUUAACUGAUUGUGACCAGUAUGAAGGGGUUUAAUGGGGAAACACUACACUCAGAAGAAUGUGCAAACUGUUGGCUGAAUGCAGCUGAGGUCCCAGAUACAGUGUCUGCUCCUCUUCAGACUCUUUAACAUAUUGAUUGUAGCCUGCUUGGAAAAAUUCUGCUUUCAGGUGUGCUUCUAAAUGGGUCACCGAAACCUGAAUAAGGUACUGAAGGAAAUGACUUCUUAGAAAGUCAGCAAGGCGGGGAAGAGCGUCAGGUUCUUCCAGGAUUGGAACAAGUAAAGCCUCCAGUGCCUCUUAUUCAGAUUUCUGACUCAGGCACACUCUCAAUCAGCGGACAGUCUUGGUUCAGGAGUGAACAGAAUCCUCCUCUGUCAUAAGAUCCUCUCAAUCCCAUAAUCUUUCAAACCUGCACUGUCAGAUAUGAGGGUUAAUGUUUACUGAAUUCAAGGGGUGCACCGUUAAUGCUUCUCUGAUCCGAGCUCGGCUCCUUUUGUUCGUUUGAAUGUACAUCUGGGCUCCACCAGAGACGACACACAGGCAUUGUAUUAUUCUAUCCAAAUAUACUUGACUGAAGCCCCCGUUUUAUCACCAACUCCUCUGAGUGAGCAUGCAUGCGUUUGCCUUUUCAGGCCUCACACUUCAGUGCUGUCAGCUGUUACAGGAGGGCCGCUACAUUUAGAAGUUUAGUUUUUUAAGUCAUUCCUGGUUGUGACGGUGAGAGCAACGUGACCCAUAUGAAGCAGGAAUAAUGAAGGUAUGCAAUCACAGCCCACACAUCAACAAACUGAGCAGCACUAUUCCAUGGAGCGUUUUUCUAAAAGUGUUUGAUCUGAUAUUUUUGUAUUAAAAGUAACCAGACUGAGUUUGGGCACAUCGUUGUGUGUAUGUGGCUCAUAUAGCAGGAGGAGAGUAACUAUGUGUGUGUGUGUGUGUGUGUGUGUGUGUGUGUGUGUGUGUGUCUGUGUGUUUGUAUAUGUGUGCGUGUACUGAGUGCUCUCCUUUAACCAAGAAGCAUGUUUUAUACAUAAAAAUAUACACAGUAUAUAUUUUACAUGCCAUACAGUGCACAUUAUAUUAUUUAUACAGCCUUGUCCACUUUGUAUUUAAGGGCUCUACAUCCAGAUUGCAUGUUUGCUACCAAACAGCUCUAUAAUGACAACUUCUUCAACAAUAAAGACAUGGAUGUGC
Notolabrus celidotus (New Zealand spotty) is the source of this 6579-nucleotide messenger RNA. RefSeq names its product rho-associated, coiled-coil containing protein kinase 2a (gene rock2a). The transcript is spliced from 32 exons. Lineage: Eukaryota; Metazoa; Chordata; Actinopteri; Labriformes; Labridae. The record is from RefSeq and is a predicted model, not a curated record. Gene Ontology annotation, molecular function: ATP binding; small GTPase binding; Rho-dependent protein serine/threonine kinase activity. Gene Ontology annotation, cellular component: cytoplasm; cytoskeleton; centrosome. Gene Ontology annotation, biological process: smooth muscle contraction; positive regulation of centrosome duplication; embryonic morphogenesis. Bases 793 to 4917 code for a protein of 1374 amino acids.